Molecule: messenger RNA, 7881 nt
Organism: Osmia lignaria (orchard mason bee)
Lineage: Eukaryota; Metazoa; Arthropoda; Insecta; Hymenoptera; Megachilidae
Product: pyrokinin-1 receptor
Biological process (GO): neuropeptide signaling pathway
Cellular component (GO): plasma membrane
Molecular function (GO): neuromedin U receptor activity
Source: RefSeq, a predicted model, not a curated record
UUUUUUAGAAGUCCCAGAACGACGAAGCUGGACAGAAAAUUAGAAAGUUUCGUUCCUUGAAAGAAAUUUCUAGUUUGCUACACCCUCCAAGCCUUGGAUCGUGGAAUUACAAAAUUAUUAAUAUAAAGACUGCCUUCACACGUUAAGAGGGUGGAAAGGAAUUUAAAAGAGAAAUUACAGAAUGAAGAAUUAAAUUGAAAAAAGGAUUACUACUUCGAGUUUGCAAGUAUAAAUUCAACGUUAAAAAAAUGUUUUCGAUUAAAAAAAAUCAAGCUCUGUUUUUGCAAUUUUGUUUACAAACGUACUUCUAACUGAUCUCUUUGAAUACUUUAUCAAGAAUAUCACCCCUAUGUAGAUAUACAGAAAAAUAAGAGUGCGUGCGUCAUCUGUAAACAAAUUCUGUUUUUCAACUUACAAAACAGAAACAUCGAUAUCUGAUGUAGUUUCGGAGAAAACAGCUCGUGACACUUUAAUCGAGCCAUCCGUCGCAUACCUUAACAAAUAAAGGAGAACCUUAAAACGGUAAGACCUUGUUCGAGCAUCGUCAGAGAUAAUUAGAAAUGAACCAACCGACCGAAGAAGCCAGGGUAAAAUAGCGAGCACAAUUUCGUAUCGAGAAACGACCCCAAAGCUCGGUCGGAUGUUAGGGUAGAAAAGAACUUGAAAGAAGUAAGCUUUUGAAAGCUGGAAGCCUCGCAAAAAUCGACUACGUCAUCGACGGGUUAAACGGCACGAACCGAAUUCGACACUUCUAAACAGGAGCUCCUCUUCAAGAAAUACUUGUUCCUUUCCAGAACGAAAGAUAAAGACGGAGAAUAGGGGGAGGUUUAUUUCUGACGUGAAACGAAGCGACGAGAAGGGGUUGCAUCGUUCGCGAAUGUCUUGGAGGGUGUCGUUUUCGAGUCCAAGGUCGGGAGGAUUGUAGUCGAAGGAUCCGUGAACUCGACGAAGGAAAUCUCAAGAUUUCUCGUGAACCUUGCGCGAACGUUAGGCAAUUGGAAGUGGGCGACGUAACAACUCGGAGGGAAAAAGCUGGGAAGUUUCAAACCGGCGGAAAAACGAAAUUUAAAAGGUACAGGAUGUUGAGAAUGGCUCUGUAAAUGGGUCUGUGUGGUAAGGUGUUCUGUUUUAGUAAGGAUAAGCUAGGUUCGUUUCAGCGAUGAAGAUGGAGCGGUUUAGAGAUAUUAAGUGUUUGAUCGCGUGACGGUGAAAGAUUUGAUAAAAAUUGUCGUAGGAAUGAAAAUGGAAGAUAGGGUAAAAGGAAUUUUAUUAAUCACGACUGUUUUAGUGAAUCUGGAAUUUCUACACUUCUGAGAAUUUUAUCAAUCAUUCUUCUAUUUCAAAUAGAAUCUGAGAUCAUUAUUUAUAGGAUGCAAUAUGAGAGUUUAACUCAGUCGGCCCAUUCAUAAAGUUAUCUACGGAAAUUCCAUAUUACCAUACAAUAAUUCGUCUUGAAAUAUAAUAUCAAGCGAAUAAAAUUCACAGACUCCUCUAGUUAUCUUCACCGCACUUGACGAUUACGAUUAUCUAUGUUUAAUUUAUAAGCAACACAUUAGUAAUUGAAUGUAAAUUAAACUCGUACGUGCAUGUAUUAAGGAAAGAAAAAUCCUGAAUUAUAAACAAACAAGACCCAUUCAUUCAUUGAUCUCGGUUUAUUGAUCGAACCAAGGAAGUCGUGAUUCCACCAAUCUUCGGAAUUUUUCUUAAUCGCGUACAAACGAUACCAGCUGACCUAGAGAUUCACUUCAAACCUUUUGAAUCGUUUACAUCACGCGUUAUCGUCGUUAAUCGUGAGACGAUCACGUGAUUAUUUGAAGGUAACACGUACACCAUUUUUACGCAAUUAUUUGACUUCGACAAAUAUACGUUGAUCGUCAUUAAUACUUAAUUCCUGUCAAAAUUUCACUUUCCAUCUCUAAGGUAAUCGACUCGAUUAGUGUCAAGGUGUGGCUCAGGGACGGGGGCGGACUUUGAGGAUUUAGGAUAAUUCCUGGUAGGAAUUUAGGAUCUAAUUAUUUUAAAUUUGGGCCCGUCGUGUCAUUAAUCUCCCGGGAAAAAUGUAAAUCAGGACCCUGGUCAAAGAAGAUCCUCCGUGUCCCACGAUGCAUUAAAUUCGUGCAUGGAUCAUCAAUGGCCCACGUGAGUCAAGUAGCUGAAAACAAACAUAGAAAAUUCCGCACAAUUAAGUUCGGUAAAAAAUGUAUUCAAUGGAAUAUAAUUCACUAAAUUAUCCAGAAAUUUCAUAUAACGUACGACUGUAUUUUUCGACUAACAAACGAGCCUAUCAUUGAUACGAAGAAAGACGUUCAAAGUUGAUCGGUAUUCUCAUUAAAAUUUCAAACGAGAUUCAUUCAGUUCCUUUCGUAAUUCUUUAGCGAUUUGUUUCUUCGGAUUCUUCAAAUUCAUUGCAUCAUAACAACUGGCUAAACGUUUCAAGCGCAGCCUUUGAUAUGAAAAUUUCUUUUCAUGUAUAUUGUGAUGUUUGACGACGUUUCGGUAGUAAACAACAUAUUUGAUGAAUGAAACCUUCUAUUAUUCGCGAUGCUUAAGCAACUGGAACAAGGAGACCCGUCAGAAUGACGAAUUUCGCGUUUUAAAUUAUUGAAAUUAUCGGUCAUUGGACAAAUGGACCGAUGGAAAUAUUUUCGUCCACGAAUCGAACGUUGGAUAAUUAAAUAACGAACAUUAUGAUUAAAUCUAAUUUAGUAAUUGCAUCGACGUACCUCGGUGCUUGAGCUAUUUCAAUUUACCAUUCGUAGCUAUAUUAUUCUCUGUCGUACUAAACACGGUUAUUUCUACUGUGGCGGUGAACGCGUUAACACAUUGAUUAUCGCGGUGCAAACGCUCCUGUGCGAUAAUUAAUAAUUAAUAGUACUCUUGAUUUUCCAAUUUAAUAUUCUCGCUCGAUUACGUGAUUGAUAAAAUAUUAAUGAUAUUUAAAAUUUUUCUAUGGUAAUUUAUUAUUAAUUCGUGGUACCCAACACCAGUGACCCUGAUUGACCUAUUUCUUUAAUUAAUCUUCAAUUUGAAACCUAAUGUAUGUUCAAGGCUGAAUUGUUCCACUGUUAAGCAAUUACGAGGCUCCAAUAGCAAAACAGGAAACACGAGAGCUAUAAUUUUGGCUCGGGAUAUCUAAUUGGAACGUUCCGUUUUGUGGUUCUAUUUCACGAUUUCGCGAAUCAUUGCACUCCCAAGGGGAUUAUUCUGAAAAUAGAGGCGUCAUAUAAGCAACGCUUGAUCCGUUGGAUUAGUUGACUCGUCCGGGGAGUCGAACGUGAGACGUCAGUCGAUGUUUACAGUGGAAACACAGUGGACAGAAAAUGAUAAGAAAUGGUCAAUCUUUCUUCCUAUUCUUCUAUUUUGAAUUUCUAAUCGGAUGAUCACAUUACAAUGGUUAAUUGAAUUUCUUGCGACGUAUGCAAGCGUUUACAGCAAAACAUGUUGACCUUCCAUAAAAAAGGAAGAAGAAAAGACGAUGAAUAGAAACAACAGAGAUUCAUAAAGAAUUCAUAUUUGAUCUCCCUCUGUGGAUCGAAUAAAUGAAGAAUUUCAAAUGAUGAAGAAUUUGAAUCAAUUUUAAUUAUCUCCUCUGCUAAUUUUGUCUGUGUUCUAUUUUUCGUUCACGGUUCAAAAGUGUGUUCGCGUGUUCCGUGUGAUAACGAGCAGGAAAAGUCGGACGGGCACGUGCGUUCCGGGUGCAAAUGGGUUAAAAAAGAGCGCGCAGCGGGUGAUACCCGGUCGGUCGAAAAGAAAAAUAGCGGUUCGUUUUUUAGGGGAGGGCUAAUAAUCGAACGAAAUGACCGUGAAACCGGGCCAGGAGGCGAAAAAUAAGGAACGAGGGAAGCCACGAGGACGAUUCCGGUGAUUGAAGGUGCGCAGAAGCGCCGGUGGCCGGCGUCGGACGUCGCGACGAGGGCAUCCGCAGUCGUGACUCGCGCGGCGUCCGUGUCGGUUCGUCGAUUCCCAAGUUCCUCGCGAGCUUUGUGACAUAUCCCCAGCUCGGCCGUCUCUUCGAUUAUUUUUCCAUUUCCAUUGGGAAAAAGGUCGAAUUUGUCAGAGAAGAUCAGAACACUUCAGGGUUGAUAGAACAUAACAGAGCUCAGUUAUAAAAAAAAAAAAGAAAGAAUAACUGAGAAUCUGGUUCUGCUCCUGAAUAGCAGAUCUUCUUUUUUUAAUUUAAAAAUUGAGCCUUGUGUAAAAAUAAAAGAGAAGAUUAAAUUUUCUGAGAAAUUGAAAAUUCGUGUGGGAUUAAAAAGGGGGUCGUUUGGUAAAAAAUCCAAUUGACAAUCCAGCUGCAAUUCUUCUGCUCCUUCAUUUUUAUCAUUUUUGUGCAAAGUUACUUGGAGGAGACGAGAAUCUAGAGGCUUAGAGCGAGAGGAGAUCUGGGGUUGAUAAGAGAAGAAAGUAGAACUUAGAAUCCAGUUUGGUUCCUAGUUACCAGUUUCUCGGAAUCUUGAAUAAAAUUAGCUGGAAAAAUUGGAGACCGAAUCUGAGAUUAUUCAGGCAGUCUACUUCGAAAAAUCCCAUAUCGUCUGAAGAUUCAAAAGAAGAUCCAGUUUCUUUAUCGCCAGAAGAAUUUAAUAAAAACCUGAAAGAGUUUUCUAAUCUUCCACAACUGUUCCGAAAAGAUAUCUCAAAUAAACGAAACAAACUCGAUCGAUCAAUUAAGAAAAGUUCAACUGGAAAGAGACCCAAGUGUUUCUUUGCUUUUCAAACUCCACGAAACUUCGUCAAGUGGUAUCAGAAUCCCCCCCCAAAAAAACUGAAACUCAAGCUUCCAAUACAAACCAAUAACCCAUAAUCAGUUCUCUAAAUGCACCAAUUAAACUCGCUUCAAAGAUUUAUCAACCGAUCAGAGUGAUAAGAUAAACGAUUCAUCAGUGUAUCAAAUCGAAGCUUAUAAUGUGCCCUAUGCAACCACCAGCAGAGAACCAAUCAAAGUGAUCAAUUGAAAAUGGAGGAGCCAAUAAUAUCCAGUCUAUCGAACAGUACUUACGCGACCAUCCAGGAGUACAUCCAAGAUAUCACGAAAUUCUAUAACGAAACCGACGAUGAUUACAUCGAGUACCCAGUCAGUUACCCUCGAAGAGACUCGCUCUACAUCGUGGUGCCGGUGACGAUCAUUUACGCGUCGAUUUUCGUGACCGGCACCAUAGGAAACAUCAGCACGUGCAUCGUGAUCGCACGCAACAAGUCGAUGCAUACGGCUACCAACUAUUAUCUCUUCAGUCUAGCCGUGUCAGACCUGUUGCUGCUGGUUUCCGGACUUCCGGCGGAGAUAUUCUUGGUAUGGUGCAAAUAUCCGUACAUAUUCGGCGAGGGUUUCUGCGUUCUACGAGGUCUCGCAGCGGAGACAUCGACGAACGCCACGGUCCUCACCAUCACCGCCUUCACAGUCGAGAGAUACGUGGCCAUUUGCCAUCCGUUUCUUUCUCAGACAAUGUCGAAAUUGUCGAGGGCAGUGAAAUUGAUCCUGGUUAUCUGGCUGGUAGCAUUAUCGUCCGCGUUACCUCAAGCACUUCAGUUCGGAGUGAUCCAACAUCAACUGGAUCCUAAUUUAGUAAUGUGCACCGUGAAGAGGAUACUUCUUCAGCAUUCUUUCGAACUGUCCACCUUCCUGUUUUUCGUCGUACCAAUGAGCCUCAUCACUGUGCUUUAUGUGCUGAUUGGGCUGAAGCUGAGGAAAUCGAACAUGAUGAAGAGGAGUCAUGGUAGAGAUGGGAGCUGCAGACAUCACCCUAGGAGGUCGUCCAGGAGGGUGUUGAAGAUGUUGGUGGCGGUGGUGAUCGCGUUCUUCAUCUGCUGGGCGCCAUUUCACGUGCAACGACUGAUCGCCAUUUAUGGGACAAAUUCUGAGGACCACAUCACGUCCAACAGCAAGUGGAUAGAGUUCCUUUAUCUCCUGAUGACCUACAUAUCUGGGGUGCUCUAUUACGUGUCCACGACGAUUAAUCCGAUUCUAUACAACAUCAUGUCGAACAAAUUUCGCGUUGCGUUCAUGGAAACACUGUCGAGGAGUUGCAGGAUACCCUUAUUGCCGGUUCGCAACGAGCAACGUUCCUACUCGAGUUUGUCCCGAUCCCAGCAAAGAGCGAUGGGCGCUUACGGGUCGAGGACGGCGGGCACCGGAGGUACCGGGGUUGCCCAUGAGAGCACCGAUUGUUCCGGAAAUUCCGGCCGCGAGGAGAGCCCGAAACAGACGACCUCGUUGGUAGAGCAGGUGGAAACGGGGCCGCGAAACGCGGACAGGAAAAAGGAUAAUGGUAAGGAGAUCAGGAAGCUCGCGAAAGAGGUGAGGUCGAUCGGUGGGCAAAGAUCGAAAGCCACAGCUAGGUACGCGACCGUCAAGGUCUCCAACGUCGACGAGGCGAGGAAGAAGUGGUGGAGGUUGCUCAAGUGGUUUCCUGGCUUGAAAUCCUUCAAGCUGGCCGGAAGGAACACGUACACCGUGCCGGAGAACCAUAUCCUGAAACAACCAGAACUGAAUAGGGAAGAGUUCUCGAUGACCAUGUGGAAUGUACACGAGCCGAAUGAUCAGCUGCCUGUUUGAACGGGAUCGUUUCUUUCCUCUCGAUGACCAUUGGAGUGAUCUCUGUUAAAUAAUAUUAGGGUCACUCUGAAAGUUUUGAGAAUCAAAGGAGAAUUGAUGGACUCGUCUGAUGCUGAGUAACUCUAGGCUCACUCUGAAAGUUUUGAGCCGAUAAAUUGAUUUGGUAUCGACUGGUAUUUAUUGCAUAGUAUUGGGUCAGUCUGAAAGUUUUGAGAAUCAAAAGGCUACAUUCGCAAACUGAUGAACUGAUUUGUUGCUGAUCGUGAGUGAUGUUAUUUGAGUAACACGAUGGGUUACUCUGAAAGUUUUGAUAAUCAAAAGAAAACGUUUCGAUAGAUUUUUUUUCUUUUCGUAUAAAUCAAAGGGGAACUUGGAAACAUCGAGCAGUACGUUGUGCAUGAAUGUCGUAAGUGGAUUGAAGGGGUGUAUAAAUAAAAGGAGGCGAAGUAUAAGGCGAAGCUCGUGGGUUAUAAAUCGCUUGGAAAUGUAUAUUCCUGUCAGGUUUUUCGAUGAUCGAGAUUCUUCCCGUGUGCUUUGAAAAGCGCGUCGAUAAUAGACGUUCAUCCCCUUUUUCCUGAAUCGUACAAACUCGAAAUAAGAAAGUUCUCCACGUGUUUUGACGAGGGCAUCGAAUUUAUCAAGGGAGGAGAAACUCGGGUGCUGUGAGAGAGAUGAAAUGAUAAAACUCUCUGUUUUCACGAGACGAUUACGAAAUAAAAAUGAAGGAAAUAAUUAUUAAAAUUACUUUGCUUAAGUUUCACUCAAAUUUGACUGAAACUUGAUUUAAAAUAAAUCCAAAUUACCUCGUAUCAUCAGAUAGAUAAUUAAAUAAAAUCUAACGGAUAGUUUUAUCAUUUUCUCCUUGAAUGCAAACUAUAAAUAUGGAAAAGUAAGUUGAAGUUGAAUUGUUGAUAUGUUCAAACACAGGAUGCGUUGUUAUCUAUCAUAACAUUUGAAAUGCAUUGAAUUUUAACGGGAAAAUAAAUGGAAGAAUCUAUUAUAGGGAACAUUGUGCAUCUCUGUAAGUUAUUAACAUAAACACAACUGAUGGCAAUGAAGGAUUAUCAACUUUGUUGAAGUCAUAGGCGUCAUCGCCGUAUUAGAAUAUAGGAUUUUACCGUACGAAUCGAUUGAACACUACACUUGAAUCUUGACAAUGUGAUAUUAUUUAUUGUGUAAUUAUUAUAAAGUGUAUAUUGAAUCGUACGUUAUUGACUCGAAAUUAAUUGAAUCGCUUAGGACAUACUGUAUGUCCUACAUUUAUGUUUGUAAGUCGCUGUACUUUACAGUAAUAAUAUUUUUGAUAAUUAUAGAACACCAUUGUGAUGUUC